CAUAGAUUAUACACUUAAUAUAUGUUUGAAGCAAAUUGCAUCUAACAAACAAUUUUGUUUACAAAUUUCCAAGUUUUGGGAAUAAAAUGGGUUGUACUCAAAGUGAAAUAUCACCUCAAUCAACACCUCAUGAGACACCCAAGAAAGGCUGCACUGAUGUUCUGUGGCUAGUUAUUUACAUCGUGUUUUGGAUAUUGAUGCUCAUUGUGGCGUGUAUUUCAUUUAUUUAUGGAAACCCUCAGAGACUGAUAAAUGGAUUUGAUUCUUUCGGGAAUACAUGUGGCGUUAAAAGCAACAAGCAACUUAUGAACAAUUCGCUUUCUGGUAUUAACACUUUGGAUAAAAAAUACCUAUUUUUCAUGGACGUGAAAGAACUACGAAAGUCCUUAAAAAUUUGUGUAAAGGAGUGUCCCAACAAAAAACUAGAAUCUUUGGAUGAUAUCAAACAGUUUUACCGUCAAACUGGUUCAAACCUGUGCAACUAUCCUGUUAAUGUAAACACACUACCGAAUUCUGCAGAACUACAUAAUUAUUAUGGACCUUGUCCAACAUUGCCGGUAUAUGAGUCUUUUCCGCUGUUGAACAGAUGCUUUCCUAAAAAAGCUCAAGAUAUAGCCACAAAAGUAUUCAAAGACUUUUAUGAAUUGCUUAACAGUUGGGAUACUAUUGAACAAAUGCUAUCAGAUCUCUAUUCAUCCUGGAAAGAAAUGAUAAUAUGCAUUAUCGUAGCAUUUUUAUGCUCAUUGCUGAUGGUGUCAAUUCUUCACUUACUAGCCACUUUCGUGUCAUGGAUAUUUAUGAUAAUAGUAUCAAUAGUAAGCGUAGCCGGAACAGCCCUGCUUUGGUAUACUUAUCACGAACUAAGGACUAAGCAAAGAAGCUUUGAUGGCAGUUUCCUGGCUGAAUCAUUGAAGAAUGAAAAAGCAUUUCUUUGGUAUUCUAUAAUUGCAACAGUUAUAACUGUGAUUUUGUUAUUGCUCGUUUGGGUGAUGCGUUCGCGAGUUUCGUUCCUCGCGGCUCUGUUUCGAGAGACAGCUCACUGUCUUGGCUCGAUACCAGCAUUAUUCCUGCAACCAAUCAUUACUUUCCUAUUUCUUGUAGUGUUCUUUGCAUUCUGGUCUACGGUUGUGGUUUGUUUAGCUACAGCUAAUUAUCCUGGGAUUCCGUUUAAGUCAAAUUUCUUUGUCAACGAAACAGCAAAUAACAUUUAUCAAAGUGGUAGACCUGCAGAAGCUCUUAACGGUAUUUCAAAAGAUACUUUCAAAUCAAUUGAAUUCAGCCCGAUGUGGAUACACAGCAUGUGGUGGAUGUGUCUUAUAUCUUUAAUCUGGGGCAGUGAGUUCAUACUUGGUUGUCAGCAGAUGACCAUAGCAGGGGCUGUUUCACAUUGGUAUUUCAGGGGGGAAAACUCACAUCCAUCACCCGUCCUAUAUUCCAUAGGGAAACUGUUGAAAUACCAUUUGGGAUCUGUGGCGAAAGGAUCAUUUCUGAUUACGCUAUUCAAAAUACCAAGGCUUAUAUUGACAUAUUUGCAUGCCAAACUGUCAGCGAGUGCUGAUAAAGGAUCGGAAUGUGCGAAAUGUGGUUUGAAAUGCGGCAUCUGCUGCUUCUAUUGCCUGGAAAAGUUCAUACGAUAUCUGAAUCAUAACGCAUACACUAUUAUCGCGAUCGAGAGAUGUCACUUCUGCAAAGCUGCCGGCAAGGCCUUCAGUACAAUAGUGAACAACGCAUUGCAAGUAGCCACAAUAAACAGUAUCGGCGAUUUCAUACUGUUCCUCGGGAAAUGCAUAGUGACGGCGGUGACCGGCAUCGUGGGCCUCCUGCUGCUCAAACGAAACUCUGACCUGCAUUUCUUUGCCGUUCCAACUCUUGUUAUAUGCAUUUAUUCGUUCUUCAUAGCGCACUGCAUUCUGUCCCUAUACGAGAUGGUGGUCGAUUCCUUGUUCCUCUGCGUGUGCGAAGAUCGUAAUAUGAACGGCGUUGAAGGUAAAUGGAAGAGUUCAAGAUUAGCGGAACUCGGCGGUCAUAAGAUCAGUAAAGUCGACGACGAAGCCGACGGAGCUGAGCUGCAGGACCUCAACGAAAAGUAUUGAUUUGUUAUUUUUGUUCUAAGCAUGAAACUGCCGCGGAUGUUUUGUAUCUUACAUAUUGUCGUCGUUGUUAAACCAAAAUCUGCUAUGUGCACUUUUUGACUUUUUCGUAUAGGUCACAGGCCUAUCUACCGUAUAAAAAAAAACUGUUAUGUGUCUAUAGCUUUAAUAUUUAUCUAUAGCUUUCAUUUGAUAUAGUUCUUAAAAAAAUCACCUUCAUAUAAAAUUUUAUACGAAAAUGUUUUUACUCGUUAAUUCAAUAUAAAGUUUUUGCACAUAGCAGAUUUUGGUUUGACAGCAACGGUGUGCUAGUUAGUGGAUGUGGGAUCGUUUUGUUCUUAAUAAUUUAAUUUUAUAGGCAGCUAUCUUGAAUGUUUAUUUUAUGUAUGCAGUUAUAAGACUAAAAUAAGCAUAGCUUCGGUAUUAGCGAGUCGUAGAUAAUUAAAAGUAAUUUUACGGUUUAAUUGUGGGAUUUUUCGUAAUUACGGACGAAUGAUCGUGAUCACUUUAUACUGCAAAGUAUAGUAUCGAAAUGUCGGAAAUCAUAUUAUAAUUAUUUAAAAAAAAUAUGGAUGAUUAAAACGUAAAACUAGUUUUUAUUAUAAAUGGUCAUACAAAGAAAUAGUUGAGGUGAAUGAUGAAAUGACAAACAAAAAUCAUUUCUUUAUUUUGAUCUGGAACCGUAUUUUUUUUAAAAAAAUGAGCUUGAUUAAAUUUUUCGAAUUUUCACUUGUACCUACUGUGCACAGUGCGUGCUACUUCCGAAGUUAAACUUCAAAAAUAAUAACCGGUUCAUACAGUUCUUCGUUUCCGUCCAUUUUUUAAAGAUACUUCCAAUAUUUUAUAUCAUUUAAAUACCCUUUGUCCAUGAUUAUAAUAAGCUGCUAUUAAAAAUAGUUUAAUAAGGUAGUUUGUGUCUUGUUGAAUUUGUGAAGCUUAAUAGUCUAUCUGUUUAUCUUGUGUCCGUUUUAUGUGCAAGAAUUUUAAUGGGUUAGCUUGGUCAAAAGAGCUUAAUAUAUUUUGAAUGAAUACAGUAAUUUAUCUAAUGCGCAUUAUAAUCGUUUAUUAACAUUCAUAUUUAUUUCUAAUUGAGUGGCUUAAUGUGUUUACGAUAUUAUUUGAAGCUUGCUUGUGACCAUAUUUAUUUAUUCAUAACACAACUAGCAAAUUGUAAUUUUGAUGAUCCCGAGGUAUGAAUACCAAAACUUUUCUUUAAACGAAUUUUCAACAAAAGCUAAGCAUCGAUAACAUAGUAUCAAUGUUAUCUAAAUAAUGUAGUUGCUGUAUAAAUAUAGAAUUCCGUUAACACGCUUUUAAAAAUCAGUAACUGUUCAGGAAUUGAAACAAUUGAAUAAAAAAUCUCACAUCGCACCGUAUGGAAAAUUUAACUGAUCAGAUGCUUACAUGUUAUUGGAAUGUUUCGAUGAAGACGCGAUAUUACUUCCAUUGAGUUGUUGAACAUCUAUUUAAUUUCUGAAUUCAAAAUUAUUUUGGUCAUAACAAGCUAAGUAAGACCAUGGUUUGAAGCCAUUUCCCAUCUUACCAUAAUCUAUUGAGCUCUUGUAGUAUUUUAUUCAGAUAUUAUAUAUUUAUAACCUAAUACUGUUUCCAACCAUUUUGCUGGUGAAAGAAAAGAAGUAUCAUUGUUGGUUGUUUUAUUGGGUGCAUUGUUUGUAAUUUUUUUAUUAACUUUUUUGUACGUAGUAUUUGAAUGUGGUAGAAUAUAUUAUAUUAUUAAUCGAUAAGGCAAUACCUUUACUUAUUGCAGAAUCAAGUCAAAUUCAUCUAUGCCAGUUUUAACUUUUAUUGACAAUAACUUCGAGUUAAUAUUUUGCAUAGAAUACCGAUUUACUCAGUCGCCUUUAAUAAAACCAAUCGACCAUUUUGAUAGUUCUAAUAUUUUUGUAAGACAAUUUGUGUUUGUCUUACUUUUAAAUGUUAGUAGAUAAAAUCUUUGUUUCCUCUAGUUAGAAUCGUGUAUAAAAAAAUUUAACUUUUUUACAGGUAACAAUCUCACCUUAGAAGUAUAUUAAAUCGCUUUCUAUGAAUUUGAUGUUAGAUUAACUUGAAUCUAUGUAGCACACUAUUGUGUCUUUUGAAGUCGUUUAUAUGUCCACAAUUUACUAUUUUAUGGUUUAUAUAAUUUACAUUUACAUUUUUAACCGUUUUUUUAGUUUUUAACUAUAAAUUGUUUUUAAAUGUUAUCUACCGCUAUUUUGAAAAUGAUUAAUAAAGUUACAAGCACAUUAAGUACAAAUAUUUAUUGAAACAAACUUAGUUGUAACUGGUUGUCAUUUUGAAACUUUUACUAAGAAUACUCAUAAUAACUUGCAAUAAUUUUUAUAUUAAUUUUCAAUAAGUAUUACUAUUUGUAUUUUACAUACUGUAAGCCAAUUUAAUUACCUGUAGUGCUCUCGUGUGUUACUUGUUAAACAUUUAGUAACGUAAAUGUUUAAUAUUUGCCUUAAAUUCUCAAAAACUAGUAUGUAAUGUAACGUCACGUAUGAGUAGUAUGAAGUGGUUUGAUUGUUCCGUGACAAGGGCGAAUGUAAUCAAAACAAUAUCAUGGAAAUUGGUAUCUUGUAUUUUAGUUUUUAAGUAUCUCAUUAUAUUUUUAGUUUUUAAGUAUCUCAUUCUUUUUUUAGUUAACUUUUAUUGAAUGUACUAAUUUGUCUCACAAUUUACUGACCUUCUUGACACGAACUAGAUUUAAUCAAUUUUAGUACAUUUAUUUUGUUAUACGUACACUAUGUAAUUAUUUGCAAAUUGCUAAAAUAAAACUUGUUCUUUCUAGGCUUUACACCUACUGAGGCAUUGUCAAUCAAUCUCUAAAAUUAAAUAUACCUUUUGUAUUUACAUUUAACUAUUACCUGACCAUUAAGUAUAAAUGUUUGAAUAAAAGAAUCAUCUCGUGUACUUUCUAACGAAGUCUUACGAUAAUCAAAGCUUUAAUGUGUCAAAGAUAAAGGUUUAAAAUUUUAUAUUUUGCUAGAAUUUUCUAACUAUAGAUUGGCAGACGUUCCCGAAGCUCAUAUGGUGUCCGUCCGCUGUCCAUCAGUCAGAGCAAUGGUCAUCAUAACUCUGAGACAAAAGUUUGAAUAGCACCAGACACUGAAUCAGAUUGACCUGUUAAAAAUGAGCCAUGUAACUAACUGCUAAUGGUCGCGUAUUUGCCUUUCUCCAAUAUGGAUAUUAUUCUCGUCUAAUUAAAAGCUUUGUUUCUUGUAAUUAGCAUUUAAAGUAACUUGACAAGACUUUUUUAAUUGAGAAUUGUGUGGAUCGCGAACGACUAUAUUUUCAAUUUUAUUGUAUUAUGGGUUGCCUUCGCAGCGCCCUCACAGAAACGUCACUUCAAUUUUAUCAACUUGCAGAGUAAUAUAUUUACAUAAAAAAACCAAUAACAAAGGUGGUUUUGAAGGCUUGAUUAUAAAAUUAGAAAACAUUUUCUACGUAUUGACAGUUAGUUCCUUAUCGAUGUAAGGUUAACUGAUUAAUUAAUUUGUUUAUGCUGUAUUUAUUAUGAAAAAAGAACAUCAUAUUCCUAACCUAAAAGUACAUGUUAUUAUCGGCAACAUGCUUCCUCAGUUUACAGAAAUAGAGUUAUCAGCAACAUGCUUCGUCAAAAAGUACAAUACUUACUUUCAGCUACAAGCGUCGUUAUUAUAUUUAAAAUAGUUCUAACAGUUUUAAAAUAAGAAUUAAGUUUUAUAACAAAAUGAUUUUAUUUAAAAACAGUGUUAGAUUUGAAGGAUAGGAUAACCGUAAUACAAUCUAAUUGAAACUUCAACCUCAAGUAUAACGCUGAUGGCGGCAUUCUCGUUGUAUCUACGGGCCCGGUAACCAUUUGUCACCAGGAGGGUUAUGAGCUCGUUCGUUCUACUAUGCAUUUGAAAAGAAAAGGAAUCAAUAAUUAAAAUUGUUUGUGAAUAAUGUUGCCGAGGUUGAUAUAAAAUAAUGCCACAAAUGAUACAUAAGUAUUAAAUCAUAAAUAUCGAAUUGGGCCUUGUGAGCUAUUUUAUUGUGUUGUAAAUUUUGAAAAUUGCAUUAAUUUAAAUAGAGAGAAGAUAAUACUUCAAAAUGUGACUAAUUAUUUUAUUGAGAAUAUUGUGACGUUUGAGGGUACAUACAUUUUAUUAUUUUUUGGAAUAUUUUAUUACUGCCAGCUCUUGAACUAUAUUUAAUUUAGAAGUAUUUUAAUAUAAAAGUAUUUAGCACCUGAUUGCUUUUAUGGUAUUUUUCACAAAAUAACAUUCACGUGUGUGAAAAUGUGCUUUAUUUUAUAAAAUAAUAAAAAUUUACAUUUUAGAA
This is a messenger RNA of Bombyx mori (domestic silkworm), 6398 nucleotides long. RefSeq names its product choline transporter-like 1 (gene Ctl1). The record is from RefSeq and is a predicted model, not a curated record. Lineage: Eukaryota; Metazoa; Arthropoda; Insecta; Lepidoptera; Bombycidae. The transcript has 11 exons. Bases 87 to 2093 code for a protein of 668 amino acids. Gene Ontology annotation, biological process: transmembrane transport. Gene Ontology annotation, molecular function: transmembrane transporter activity.